Messenger RNA from Jatropha curcas, 1440 nucleotides. NCBI's taxonomy places the organism in Eukaryota, Viridiplantae, Streptophyta, Magnoliopsida, Malpighiales, Euphorbiaceae. The record is from RefSeq and is a predicted model, not a curated record.
AUGGCCUUUCAAGCUGCUACGCAAAGAGCUCAGGUUCGUCGAACAGCAGAGUUUCACCCAUCCGUGUGGGGUGACUACUUCAUCAAGCAUGUAUCGGACAAUAAUAUGUUUUUUAACAAGUUCAAGGAUUCAGAAGGUAAUUCAAAGGAAUAUUUAAAUCAAAGAUGUGCGCAAGGCUGUUUGUUAAGCUUAUAUGAAGCUUCAUAUCUCCGUAUACAAGGAAGAAAACACUACCUAGACUGAAGCUCUUUUGAGUUCACUAAAAUUCAAAACACUUCAACCUUUAUCGUCAAACCCCAAUUGAGUUCUCCUCUUUCUGAAAUCAAACUUAGCCAUGCCUUAAGGUGGCCUGUGCGUAGGGGCUUACCCAGGAAAGAGGCUUGGCAUUACUUCUCUAUCUACCAGCAAAGCGAGGAACACAGUGAAACUCUGUUGAAAGCUGGCUAGAACUGGAUUACAAAUAUAGUGCAAAAUUUGCAUCAGAAGGAUAUGAGCAGCAUCCACAAAACUUGGAUUUUUCAACAACAAAACUUCCCUUUGCUCCGAGACCAGAGCUGAAUUCGAGCUCGAGACAGAGUGAUCGAAUGUUCGUUUUGGGCAUUAGGAACAUUUUCUGAGCCACACUUCGUUUUUGCUAGAAAAGUACUGUCUAAAGCCGUUGCUAUGCUGUCUGUAAUGGAUGAUAUUUAUGAUGUGCAUGGCACAUUUGAAGAACUUGAGCUUUUCACCAAAGUGAUUGAAAGCUGGGAUAUUAGCAUGAAAGAUCAACUUCCAGAUUACAUGAAGGUGUAUUUUCAAGCAUUAUUAGAUUUUUAUUCUGAAAUAGAGGAAGAAACAACCAAGGAAGGAAGGUCUUUCUGUGUUCAUUAUGCGAAAGAAGCGGUGGUUCAACAAGUGAUAAUGUGCAACAGUUGAAGAAUUAUUUCUAAUGCUGUGAUUAGUUUUCUACUUAUCCCUAAUGCUGUGAUUAGUUCUACUUAUCCCAUAUUGAUAACCUUAUCAUUUUGUGCGAUGGGUGAAGUUGCUUCAAAGCAAGUAUUUGAUUGGCUAUUCACUGAACCUAAACUUCUAUAUACUGCAUCAGGUCUUGCAAGGCUCAUAGAUGACAUUAUGUCCCAUGAGUUUGAGCAAGAAAGGGGACAUGUUGCUUCUGCAGUAGAAUGUUGUAUGAAGCAAUAUGGUAUGGUCGGUGGUCCAAAGCAGGAUAGCUUUACGAAAGCCUGAAUAUAAAUAGUUGCUAAUAUGUGGAAAGGAUCUGAACGAGAGCUGAUGAAAGAAAGUUGAUAUCCAAAACCCUAUUCUAAACUGUGCAUUCUGAACAUUGUAGUGUAUGGAAUGUUGUGUACAAGGAUGAAGACGCUAUACCCACAUCCAAACACUUCUCUGAAGGAUAUGAAGGAUAUUCUGGCUACCUUUUUAGUCAAUCCUGUGGCUGUUUAA